CGAUCAUGGCUCUGAUUUAUCAAGCAGUGCACAGAAGGGCUUCCUCUCUCCUCUGCAGGUUGCACUCUACUUAUGUUAGAAAAAUGAGAUACUUAAAUGAGCUAAGAGAAAAUGACARCUCUUGUAGACAAGCCCAGACCUCGGGAACUUUCUACCUCUUUCACAAUCUCUCCCCCUUCCUUCGGAAAGUCGGGAUGGAAUAUUUGGUACCACAGCUAAGUGCAGCAGAGACGAAGAGGAUCCUGGAGAAAUUCAAAGAGACUGAGCAAUGGAUAGAGAAGUCAGUGCUGAUCGGCUGUUCAGAUGAGCACGUACCGUACUUUGCCUUGGAUUUAGGAGCCUUGGAGAAGUCGGUCAUCGAGUCGGAGCUUGAGGGCUCAUUCACUGACUUACGAAAGGCUCUCUUUGUAGUGGAUGAGAAGGAUUCUCCGUUGCUGGCCUCGGCCCAGGCCCUUCUCCGCUGGCACGAGUCCCACCAGUACUGCAGCAAAACUGGACAGCCCACCCACAGAAACGUAGCCGGCAGCAAGCGGGUCUGCCACGCCAGUGGAAUCAUUUACUAUCCCCAGAUGUCCUUGGUGGUCAUCGUGCUGGUCUCCGAUGGCAGCCGGUGCCUCCUCGCGCGGCAGCCGUCRUUUCCUGCGGGCAUGUUCAGCGCUCUGUCGGGAUUCUGCGACGUAGGUGAAACCUUGGAGGAGACCGUCCGCAGGGAGGUGGCAGAAGAGGUGGGCCUGGAGGCGCAGUCGUUCCGCUACUCGGCGUCUCAGCACUGGCCCUUUCCCAGCAGCUGCUUAAUGGUAGCGGGUCACGUGCUGGUGAGGGCAGAGCACGCUCAGGUCAAUAUGAACAGCCUGGAACUGGAGGCAGCUCGGUGGUUUGACCUGGAGGAAGUCGUGGAGGGUCUCAAGAGAGGGCCCAAAACGUCAAAACAAGAGGAUGGUAGUAUUUUACCUUGGUUCCCUCCCAAGCAGGCCAUUGCUCACCGCCUGAUCCAGGAGUGGGUAAAGCAGCAGACUUCCCAGAAAACUUAGGCACAAUGACUUCAGUCUGCAAUUUUAGCUUUUUU
Molecule: messenger RNA, 1066 nt
Organism: Nothoprocta perdicaria
Lineage: Eukaryota; Metazoa; Chordata; Aves; Tinamiformes; Tinamidae
Gene: NUDT13
Product: nudix hydrolase 13
Exons: 8
Coding region: 6-1031 (341 amino acids)
Molecular function (GO): metal ion binding; hydrolase activity
Source: RefSeq, a predicted model, not a curated record